Cherax quadricarinatus is the source of this 639-nucleotide messenger RNA. NCBI's taxonomy places the organism in Eukaryota, Metazoa, Arthropoda, Malacostraca, Decapoda, Parastacidae. The record is from RefSeq and is a predicted model, not a curated record.
AUGGAUGUAGUUCCUGAGUUGCCUUGUAUCACUUGGGAGAUGUUUGUGGUAUUCUUGGAAAUGUCUUUGGAGGAGCCAACGGCAGUUGAUCACUUGCUGAAGCCGAAGUUAACGGUGGUAGAUUACACUAUCAUCGCCCUCAUGUUGGUCACUUCCCUGGGUAUCGGUGUGUAUGGAGCUCUCAAGAGUCGUGGCAACAGCUCAUCACUGGACUACUUACUGGGGGGCAGAACAAUGUCUCCAGUACCAAUAACAUUCUCUCUUAUUGGAGGGAUCACAUCAGCAAUAUCUAUACUAGGUAACUCCUCUGAGGUGUACUUCUUCGGGACACAGAUCUCGGUCAGUGUGUUAGGAAUGCUCUUGGGCUGCAUUCUUGUUUACAAAGUGACGCUGCCAGUCUUCUUCAACCUCCGACUAGUUUCUCUUAAUGAAUACGUGGAGAUCAGGUUCAAGUCGUCUGCGCUGCGGAAACUGACAUCAAUCAACUUCAUGUUGUACAUGGUGUUUUAUAUUGCACUCGUUCUGUACGCUCCCUCACUCGUUCUCAGCUCUUUCACGAACCUUGCUUCUGCCAUCUCGGUGGUUCUGAUGGGUCUUAUCUGCACCUUCUAUGUCACCAUUGUGAGUAAACUAAGAUAG